Molecule: messenger RNA, 447 nt
Organism: Helobdella robusta
Lineage: Eukaryota; Metazoa; Annelida; Clitellata; Rhynchobdellida; Glossiphoniidae
Exons: 5
Coding region: 1-447 (148 amino acids)
Source: RefSeq, a predicted model, not a curated record
AUGAGGAAAAUAGAGAGGAUCGUUUGGAGGUCUAGAGAGUUCGAGAAAGCUGUAACCAUCAGGAGUAGCAAGAAUAUGAGAGGGAGAGUAAGAGUCCUCGUGCCAAGUUUCAGUAAGACAAAAAAAAUCAGACAUGCGGCCUACUACAUUGAGAUGUUGCAAUUGAUAGUGGACACGAAGAGUUCAAAGGUCAUAAAGCAAGAACAGGACAGGUUAAAUGGUAUUAUAUCAUCAGCAUCCUAUCAACCGGAUGGACAGAUGGAAAUAGAUUACGCCAUUUUUCGGAGGAAUAUUUUGGGAGCGUUCGUGGAAUCGGCAGCCGAGUACAUCAUGCAGAUCAUGCAGCGUUGGAUUGAGGGCAAGGUCGAACUGACCAUGAAACGCGUAAGCCAGGUGGGUAGCAGCUGCUUCAAAUCUAUCAUGCUUAUUUACAUGAAGCUGCAUUAG